UCAGAAGAAGAGUACCUGCCUGGGCUUUUCUAAGCUCUAUAGAGCGAGAAAGUUUUGAUUUUUCUCCAGCCAAGUAGGCAAGAGAAAAUAUGGCUGAGAUGGUGAUCCUCCCUUUGAUACAGAAUUUAGGCUCUCUACUAAAUGAUGAAGCCAAUUCUCUCUUACAAGUGAGGCCAGAAGUAGAGUUACUCCACAAAGAACUCAAGCUGAUGACUGCCUCUCUGAAGGACGCAGAUGCAAUAUACCACAAAAGCGAGCGGGCAAAAGAGUGGGUGAGACAACUCAGAGAGUUGGCCUUCGAAGCAGAAGACACCAUCGAAGUCUUUGUAUACGAAGUGGUGCAGAGAUGGCGGGGCGGUGUGGUUCGGAAGAUCAUCAAGUUCCCAAAACUUCUUAUUAAUGCUCACCAGUUUAGAGGGAAGAUCCAAGACAUCAAUGGAAAGAUCACAAAGCUGAAAGAUGACCAAAUGAAUUAUGAUAUCAAGCCUCUAGAGAGGGGUCAAACAUUUACUCAAACACAUCAACUUGAAGUUUCUUCGAGUGCACAAAAAUUUUGGCCGGUCGAUGUUGUGGGAUUACAAAGCGAAGCAGAGAAGCUAGCGAAGUUGCUGAUGAAAAAGGAGUCCCUUGGACGGUUCAGUGUUGUCUCAAUUACCGGCAUGGGAGGAUUGGGAAAAACCACCCUUGCUCGAAAAAUCUACGACAGAGAUGAUGUGAAAAGGCACUUUGAUUGUCAAGCCUGGGUUCAUAUAUCAAAAGAAUAUAGAAUGAAAGAUGUUCUGUACAACAUCAUAAAACAAGUUAUGGUGCUCACAGAAGCAGAGAGAGAGGAAUUGGCAUCAAAGGAGGUUGUAAUUUUGGAGGAAAGGCUUUCUAAUUUUCUCAAAGAGAAGAAGAAUUCUCUCUUCUUAUUGGACGAUGUAUGGAGCAGAGAAGAUUGGGAUAAACUGAAAAACACCUUCCUCGUUCCAUGUGACGGUCAACAAUGCAGAGUGUUGCUGACAACUCGUGAUGAAGGAAUAGCCCGGCAUGCCGACCCGAAUGCUGAUCCAUACAAGCUUAAACAUUUAGAUGAAAAGAAGAGUUUAAAACUUUUCUCAAAGGUGUUCUUCCGAUCGCCAAAUGAUGCAGACGCAGAAUCAAGUCUCAAUAGUCUCAACAAGGAGAUGAAAAAACUGGCAACAGAUAUUGUUCAAAAAUGUGAUGGAUUACCGCUAGCCAUUGUGGUAUUGGGAGGCCUUUUAUUGGAAAAAAGGUUGACUACUAUUGCUGAAUGGAAGAAAGUACUCGACAGUGUGGAUUGGCAUUUAGACACGAGUAACUGUCUAAAGGUAUUAAGUCUGAGUUAUACCGAAUUACCUUCUCACUUGAAGUCUUGUUUUCUUUAUUUUGGGUUUUUCCCGAAUGAUGCUGAGAUCGAGAGGGACAAAUUGAUUCGGCUAUGGGUUGCAGAGGGAUUUCUGGAACCAAGAGGGAAUUUAAGAAUGGAAGAUGUAGCUGGAGAUUGCCUUGAAGAGCUGAUGCAGAGGAACUUGAUUCAUGUUGCCAAGUGGAAAUCAAAUGGGGUACCUCAAUCAUUUAUUAUUCAUGAUCUCCUCUUGAAGUUAGCAAUAUCAGAAGCUAAGGAAAGUAACUUUCUUAACAUCUCCACUCCUCAAAAGUCCUUGAAUUGCUAUCGUCGUGUAGCCCUCCGUGAUAAGUCUAGUGAAGAUAAUAUGGCUCAGUCUCCUAACCAUUCUUCCUCCAUAAAUUCUUCAAAUCUUCUCCGCACCUUGCUCUGCUUCACUGAAAUGAACCCGUCUCUUUACAGAGAGUUCAAACUACUUAAUGUAUUGGAUCUUGAGGAUGCCCCAGGUAUUAAAACCUUACCCAAGGAAAUAGGAAAGCUCAUUUUUCUCAAAUACUUGAGCUUCCGUGGAACCGGCUUGAAAACUCUUCCACCUUGGGUUGGCAACUUGUAUAACCUGCAAACUCUCAAUCUUUUUGGUACCAGAAUUGAUGAAUAUCUCCCAAUUGAAAUCUUAAAAUUGGAGAAGUUGAGGCAUCUUCUAUGCUAUAGAAGAAUUCCAAAGUGGAGAUCUGAUGAUUCCAUUGUUAAGAAAGCUAUUGAGAUUUGUCGAUGCUCUUCUCCUCCUAGACAGAGACAGCUUGGGGAACUAAGUCAUCUUCAGACACUAUGGCUUCGACCAGGCGAUUGGAUAGAAGAUGGCCUCGAAAUGUUGACAGAUCUCAGGGACUUGAGAAUAGGUGGGUAUGAAGGACACCUAGAGAACUUCAGAGAGGCAUUAUCUCAAGCCAUUGUCAAAUUGGUGCGCCUUGAGGUGCUAUUCUUGUUAGAAUUAGGAGGCACUGAAAUAUUUUUCCCUUCAUUUUCAAACCAUGUGUAUCUCUAUGAUCUCUACAUUGGCGGAUGCAUACGGAAGCUACCAGAGUUCAACAACUUCCCACCGAAUCUCACGAGGUUGCGUUUGGCUAACACUCGUUUAGAAGAAGACAUGAUUGUGAUACUUGAGAAGCUGCCCAAAUUGAAGGAACUCACAUUGGAUAAGCAACCAUAUGAUGGAGUAGUGAUGAAAUGCUCUGCAAGAGGGUUUCCUAAACUAGAGGAUUUGACUCUCCAUGAGUUUCAUUGUCUAAGGAAUUGGAUAGUGGAGGAAGGAGCACUGCCUAAUCUGAGGAUAUUGGAAAUGAAUGAGCUUUAUGGGUUAAAAGGGAUUCCCAAUGGGCUGAGGCAUGUCACAAAACUGCAGAAACUUACAUUGGCUAUGCCAAAGGAGUUCCUUGAGAGGGUUAAAGAAGGUGGAGACGAUUGGGAGAAGAUCAAACAUGUACCUUCCAUCAAUACAAGGGAAAAAGAAAUCCCAAUAGAGAUAUCCCAACACCUUCCUGGAUAUGAACGCCAAUGGGUUGACAUCUACCGGGGAGAUAAUCCCUCAUGUUGAUUAAAUGAGAA
Telopea speciosissima is the source of this 2953-nucleotide messenger RNA. RefSeq names its product probable disease resistance RPP8-like protein 4. Lineage: Eukaryota; Viridiplantae; Streptophyta; Magnoliopsida; Proteales; Proteaceae. The transcript has a single exon. The record is from RefSeq and is a predicted model, not a curated record. Gene Ontology annotation, biological process: defense response to other organism. Gene Ontology annotation, molecular function: ADP binding. The coding region runs from base 90 to 2942 and encodes 950 amino acids.